Messenger RNA from Oncorhynchus kisutch (coho salmon), 7510 nucleotides. RefSeq names its product voltage-dependent calcium channel beta subunit-associated regulatory protein. Gene Ontology annotation, biological process: negative regulation of voltage-gated calcium channel activity; negative regulation of calcium ion-dependent exocytosis. The transcript is spliced from 11 exons. Lineage: Eukaryota; Metazoa; Chordata; Actinopteri; Salmoniformes; Salmonidae. The record is from RefSeq and is a predicted model, not a curated record. Gene Ontology annotation, cellular component: plasma membrane; secretory granule. The coding region runs from base 472 to 3168 and encodes 898 amino acids. Gene Ontology annotation, molecular function: transmembrane transporter binding.
ACCCUCCCCCCAAACAGCCUACCUUUGAAGGGAUGGAUGCUGAUGAUCUUCAGCGCACGCCUCCUCCAGCUCUUCAAUCACUUACGUCACGUGGUGCGUCCCGGGUGGUGGGUGUGGCUUCAGCCAUAGGGUUUCAUUCAUAAAUAGUUUUUGCUUUUAAAUCAGACUUGAAGUGUUCGGCGAAGGUUUUGGCUUCUGCCUAAGUUCCCUCACAUGGACCACCUCAAUUUUAAUUAGCUGAGCUUCUGGUCAGAGUCUAGGCAAGCCUAUGCUGAGAGGACAAAAUAGCCCUGAGGAGGCUGGCCAGCCAGGUGGGUGGGCAGAGGCAGGCUGAGAAUGCAGCAAGGGAGCUGAGGAAGAUCUGAGCAGGGAGACACCAACAUCCAGAGCUGCUGCACACAGCCCUCCAUCAGGGUAAGACACUCCGACAGGCAGCUCCAGCACAGGGGGACGCUCACGCUCGCCUGGACCAUGAGCAAUGAGUCUACCGUCUGGAUCAACUUCACCGAGAACUCCACCGGGGUCCCAUUUGAGCCUGGUAAACAACAGGAUGGUUACGUCCUACUGCUGGUGCUCCUGUCCAUCUUCCUGGGGGGAACACUGGUCCUGCUGUCUGUCCUGCUGAUCAUCUGCAGACGUUGCUGUGAUGGAGACUGCCGCCAUGCCAGGGCCAGCGAUGACCCUGAGAAAACCAACACCAGCUACAUGGAGGAGUCUCAGCCAGUACAUGGACAGAUCACCAUCCGUGUAGACGAGUCAGACUGCCUAUCGGCCGCCAGCUCCCACGUGGACAUGGAGACAGAGCGCUUCCUGUCCACAGGCACCCACGGUGGCCGCCGUGUCUCUUUCAAUGAGGUGGCACUCUUCGACCACGGCAAGAAGGCCCAGGAGAAAGGCCGUAGAUUUACGUUGACUGAGGGUGACUUCCACCACCUGAAGAAUGCGCGGCUCACACACCUCCACAUCCCGCCGCUGGCCCUCAAGAUCGUCACCAUUCACGAGUGUGAGUCAUCUGAGAACAGCAUCGCCAUGACGACCUGCCCCGCCGCCAAGUCCAGCCUCUCCAUCUUCCAGCCGCCUUUGUGUGCCCGACGGCCACUGUGUCCCCUGCCCCAGACAGCAUUGACCAGUCUGAGUGUCAGCCCCAGCUCAGCCCUCCCUGGGGACACCCUUAACUCCUUGGCACUGGGUCCCAAGGAGCCCAGCACCAGCAGCAUUGAGGUGAUGGUGUCUGGCUCCAGGAAUGGGGGAAGUCCGUCUUUGAGUGAAGGGGCGUCGGUGACGUCUGUGACAGGUGCAUCUCCUGGCGCAGGGGUGGGGCAGGGCCCGGUGCUGCAGUUCUUCACCAAGCUGAGGCGCCAUGCCAGCCUGGAGGGAGCCAGCCCAUACUUCAAGAUCAAGAAGUGGAAGCUAGACAGCAGCCAGCGGGCCUCCAGUCUGGACACCAGAGGGUCCCCUAAGAGGAGACAGUUCCAGCGGCAGCGCGCUGCCAGCGAGAGCAUGGACCAGGAGGAUAGCGAUGCCCACCACAUUGACCUCAUCCAGUACAUUGCCAGGACCCAGGAUGCCACCUAUCGCCCCUCUGCCUCGGCCUGCCUCCUGCCACACUCAUCCCCCUCCACGCCACCACCCUCCCUCGGCAGGUUAGAGGUGGAGGUGGUGGUGGAACCCAGCUGCAGCAGGGGCCAGGGGCUGGAGGUGAUCGGCUUGUCCCCGGAGCCCCAGGACGAGGCAGCAAGCCUGGGGGACUGUAGACCGGAAAACUCGGCAUCAGACCACCAGGCCCUGUACAGAGACAUCUGGACACUCCGGGCCUCCCUGGAGCAGUAUGGCUCCUCAGACCAGAUCAACAACAACGACAGGGACUCUGUCCGCAGCGAUGCUGACAGUGUCUGCUCUCUGAGGGGGCAGACCAAGAGGGGGGGGCUAACCAGUUACCUCUCCCAGGACAUCGGGGAUGGGCCCGAGAGGGAUGUGGAGCUGCCCAUGGAUGAAGGGAUGGGAGAGAAGGAGAAAGGGGGGAAGCAGGACAGUGUGGAGUCAGAGAGGGGCAGUGACGGGGAGUCAGGGAACCGUAAGUUAAUGCAGAUGGACAGUGGCUAUACGUCUAUAGAGGCUCCAUCACGGGCGCCAGAGGAGCUGAGACUGUUUGGCAGUAGUGGCAGCAGUGGCAGUAUAGACAGGUCGGCCCUGGAGAAGAGACACUACUUCACCAGUGCAGGGGGCACUGGCACAGUGGUUGAGAGCUUCGAGGCCCGCAUCUUCGAGGAAGAGCCAGACGAGGAGACGCCGGCGGGUGCAAUGGGCGGCAUGACCAUAGAAACGGCCAGGUCUCCCCUGGGCUGGUCUCCGUACGGUCAGAUGUUCACCCCGCGAGAGGCGCAGCCGCAGCCGCACCCCCACCCCCACCCCUCCUUAUCAAUUCACCACCGUGACUACAGCAUCGACGAGAAGACGGAUGCGCUCUUCCACGAGUUCCUCCGCCACGACCCCCAGUUUGACCAGCAGGAGACGCCGAAGAAACAUCGGUCGCGCAUCCACCUCCGCAAGCAGUGGCAGCGCCACAAGCAGUACAGUGACCCAGGCGUUCGCUACCAGUACCACUCCUUUGAGAGGCAGCGGAACCCCCUCCGACGAGGUGAUAGCGUCAACUACCCGCUGGACACAGGCUACCACAGCACGCUUCCACGCAUCAUCAGUGCGCCUGACGAAGAGGCCAGCGAGGGGACCCCCAGCACCCCCCAGACGCCCAAGGCUGAGGCGGUGGUGGCGGGAGGGGCAGAAGGUGCCGAGGUACAGGAAGGAGACAGGAGAGAGAGUCCCAGCAGUAGCUGUGGCAGUAGCACCGUGACCAUCACAGAUGACAAAGGGAUGGCGUCCUGUUCCCCUCCCCCUCCCCCGGAGAGAGAGGGUCUGCUAUGGGAGCAGCCCGACCCCCAGGAGGACACAAGGCAGGCAGAACACCCCCCUGAGCCACCUGACGAGCCCCCACAGCCCCCUGACAAGGGCUACGGCCCACAGACCAUCACAGCCGAGCUGACGGACAAGCUGAGCACCACCCUGGACGAGCGGCUGUACACGGGCCUGCGACGGACAAAGGACCCGGCGGUGGUAACUGAGUGUGUGGUGACAGUCACUCACGCCUCCCCCGACCACAGCCCAGUGUAGCAUGUCUCCAGUCCUCCUCCACUCCUCCCUGAUCUUUGUGUUUGAUUUGAUUUCAGUCUGCGCCAGGUAACUGCGAUGUCUCUGUAUCUGUCUGAAUUAGCAUGUUCCAGACCCGUAACAUGAAAACAGGCUACACUAUACAGUGUCAUGUAGGCUAGCUGAAGAAUCCACCCCUAGAUAGUGUCUACAGUACCGUGGUGUCUCUGACUGCUAUGAUUCCUUUCUGCUCUGAGAGAAGUGACGAUGUUAAAGGGAAACACCACUCAAACUAUCCUUUGGUAUUUUUUUUCAUUAGUCCACUGUUGACAGUACCAAAAUGUUUUGCAUGUCAGCCGUCCGGUUUCCAAGAUAUUGGACUUUCAAAAAGCAAAGUGUCACCGGCCACAUCAUCAAGAUGACGCUUUGCUUCUUGAAAGGCCAAUAACAUUUUGGGACUGUAUCAUCAGCCGAUUAAUGAAAAGAAAGUAGAAUAAUUGUGGAUUUUCCCUUUAAGAGCCAGCCUCUGAACUAGUCUAUCCACUGUGAAACCAGGUGCUAUUAAACAUCUAAAGAUCUGGAUACAAAGUUUAUCUGGGCCCUAUAGGCCAGUCCUGGCUGAAUAUCAAAAUAGGUUUAUCUAUGUUUACAUCACUUUUUCAUCACUUCAUUUCUUAUAAAUGGCUCUGGAUAUCUGUUGUAUUUGGCCAUUGACAUAUAUCAAAUUCUUUCCAUGUGGCAUUUUGACUCUUGAAGUCGUCAUAAUUGUUUUACAAAUAAUUAGGUAUCCCUGAUAUUUUUUUUAAGCCAAAUUUCACAUUGUCCACAUGUUUCUCGGGACAUAUGAAUAUAAUAAUCUACUACUUCAGUACCGUAUUGGUCAUUAAUUGAAGCAAUCCUGUAAAUUGUAAUUUAUGAUUGAAUGUUUUCGGACAGAUUUCUGUUGAAUCUUGAUGUAAUUGAAUCAGAAUCUAUGGUACUAGGAACAGAAAACAGUCGACCAUGGAUUUGAUGAUGAAGAUGAAUUGUUUCUCAUACGCUGUCAUUAAAUGGAUAUGACGAGGGCCGAGGCUCUCCUAAUUUGGACACUGACUAUAUUACAGCAUUUAUAUAAUUACAGCCUCAUCAUGUCCACUCUGGAUCAGAGCAUUAUCCUUCGUCAAAUGUCCUUGUCGCUGAAUGUCUGGACUCAUGUUUCUAUUCAAAGAUGUUCUUAAAGGGAAAAAUUGCUUUCCAGAAAAGUUCUGGUUGUUUAGGACAUGUUGUUCAAUGCCGUUGUAUUUAUUGUUGACAGAUUUGAUUUAAAUGUGUCUAUGCUCGUCUUAUAUUUCCUCUGCUUGUGACAAUAAGUGGCUUACAGGAGGCCAGGGGGAGAGUUAAAUUCCAGGUUUUUGCCUAAUUUCUGUGCCAGAAAAACCUUGUCUGCAAAUAGAGGGAUCGCAAUAGUGUUACUGACAACUCUGUUAGGAGCACAUAUCAAAGGCAGGCUCCUUUGGCCUCCCCCAACAGUGUUGGUUAGUGCAGGUCUAUAGCUGUAACAGUUUAAAUUAAGGCUUUGAAUGGGGCCAAUGUUGCUCUCGCAGACAUUUGCGUUCAUUGAAUUUCUUCAUACUUUCUCGUGCAUGGGUUCCCCGAACAGGCUUUUUUUGUUUGCUUAUAUUCUUUUGUUUCCCCCUCCUUCUCCUGUGAAAGUAGACAACGCAGCAGCGAUCCCCCUGGGCUAUAAGGACUGCACUUCCAAACCAGAACAAAUUCCACAUUUUCUCCUCUGACUUCCUCUGUGUAGACUUUGCCACCCAAUGCUGCCAUUCAAGUAUAACCACAUUAUCAGAUUAUGUUUUAUGGGCCAAAAGAAGGCAAGGAAUGGCAUGCCCAUUCCAGAAGUACCUUGGGAACUAUUUUGCACUUAGCUGUGUAAUGGCUGGGUGUGUGCUGCAUCUCCCACAUGCUACAGUCAGCAGCUCCGGCUCCCAGCUCUCUGACCCAAACUGUAAAAAUAAUCCUGUUGUUUUUACGGUAACUUACUGGCAGCCAGUUACCUGUAAGUUACUGUAAUAAAAGGUGCUGUAUGUUACCGUAAACUCAAAAUAAACUUUGGUUUAACAGUACAUUACUGUAAACUUUAUCCCCAGUUUCCUCAGAAGCUAGUUAUUGCUUUACAUUUAUAGGAAAGUGCUGCAGGAAAAGGUGCUGAAUAUGGUCUCUGGCUGAGGGUGUAACACAAUUAAGAUUAAGAUCACUUUAUUGGUCAAUUGGUCACAAGGUCCAACCAAAAUUUGACUUCUGCUUUAUCCCAACCCCCCCGAAAGACAAGCAUACAGAUAACUGCAAAAAUGAUGGAUUCAAUGUAUAUUGAAAGCAGGUGCUUCCACACAGGUGUGGUUUCUGAGUUAAACGAUUAACAUCCAAGCAUGCGUAGGGUCAUUUAUCAGACUUGCCUAGUUAAAUAAAGGUUAAAUAACAAUUUAAAAUAAAUGAAUGUAUAAAAGUGCUGGGGAGGCCAUUAUUUUGGCUACCAUGGAAACGCUCCCAUAGAAUGACAUUGCCCCCAUCCACAGGGCACGAGUGGUGACUGAAUGGUUUGAUGAGCAGGAAAACAAUGUGAACCAUUUGCCAUGGCCAUCUCAGUCACUAGAUCUCAACCCAAUUUAACUCUUACAGUAUGGGAGGUUCUGGAGCGGCGCGGGAGACAGUGUUUUCCACCACCAUCAACAAAGCACCAAAUGAUGGACUUUCUCAUGGAAGAAUGAUGUGGCAUCCCUCCAAGAGUUCCAGACCCUUGUAGAAUCUAUGACAAGGUGCAUUGAAGCUGUUCUGCCUCAUGGUGGCCCAACAUCUUAUUAAGACACUUUAUGUUGGUGUUUCCUAUAUUUUGGCAGUUACCUGUACACACACAUACAUAUAUAUAGAUAUACAGUAUAUAUAUACACACACACAGGUUGGAGCAGGGGGCUGCCACACUGGGCACCUGUGGAGCAGUUGUUGUGGGGGAGUUAAGUCCCUUGCUCAAGGGCACAACAACAGGCAAUGGCAUCUAGGAUUUGAUAUUAGCAACCCUCCGGUUGCCAGCUCCAGUCCUGACAGAUUUUUCCCAGCAGACCUGGGACUCAAACUGGCAACCCUCCGGAUGCUGGCUCGCCUCUCUAACUGCUAGGCUACCUGCCAUUGCAAUAAAGAUAGACGUUUCUGUAAUUGGGAAAGAGGGAGAUAUUUCUAUCUGUCAUUUCCCUAUGUUUGGGUGUGAUUGUGCUACUUCACAGCCCUGGGGAAUCAGAUCUGUUUCCUCUAACAUGGAGAUCAGACAGCUCCUUGUUAUAGCAGAGUGGACUCACAGGCAGAAGGCACCUUCCCUCAUUAGACAAAGAAUGGUCAAGAUGAAAGGUGGUGAGAGGGCUUGAAUUUGUCUUCUAGUGUGGAGAGGCUAGUGAUAUCCUUCCUUUCUGUCUCCUUCACUUAGCCCACACAUCAGUGCACAUUACGUCACCAUGGGAAACCCAGGGGCUUCACAUGUUUCAGCACCAUUUUGUGUUAUUACCAGGUGCCUUUAUGGAGGUGUUGGAACAUCAUCAAGGAAGGAAAAAGACAGAUCCUUCAGCCAGUCAUCUUAGGAACAAACAAGAUCAGAUGCCUUUGAGGUUACUGGUUACUUAACAUUUUCUGAUUAUUGUCAGAAAUUAGAGGAAUAGUGCGUCAUUUCUGCCAUUUAGUUGAAUUGAUGGAAGAAAGGGGGUGGUAACACCAACUUAAUGAAAAAGACUAGAGUGGCGAACAAAUUAGUACAUUUGUACAAAAAGUUACUUUGUUGUGAGAUACAAGCACAAUGUUGGAGGAGCUAAUGUAGUCUAUGUCUUUUAUUAGGUGUAGACGUAACUGGGGACACUGGUCAAAUACUUUUUGUAUACGAACAAGUAGCCUGUCCAAUGCAUCGAUGCAUUACGGUGCAUAGGUUUGCAUGACAAUUAACCAUUUUAAUACGUAUCUCCAUGUUUCUCAGAACUACUGUACCAAAUGAUUCCCUGGUUGUUGGUCGACGCUUUUGAGGCAGAACAUAGACAUUUAAAUCAGCACUGGUACUUCUAGAGGUUUUGUAUUCUAUGACAUUUACCUUUGUUUAGGAGUCAUGCAAUGCUAACUGAUAUGCUAUGAUUGUGAUAUUUAUUUCCAUGAAAGAAAAAUAUAUAUAUUUCUGUAUUCCUGCUUGUUAGUUAUUACUGCUCAAUUUCUCAAAGAACUAGUUAAAAAAAGUAGAGCUUUAUAAACAACUUAGCCUUUGUUGACCCCUACCUAUUUGAGCCUUGAGGGACCAAACAAUUGAAAAUGUUAUUUUGGGGUUUUCCAAUCAGUAAAUAAAUGAAUGAAGCAUUAA